This is a messenger RNA of Saccostrea echinata, 2720 nucleotides long. RefSeq lists its product as uncharacterized. Gene Ontology annotation, cellular component: nuclear body. The record is from RefSeq and is a predicted model, not a curated record. Gene Ontology annotation, biological process: snRNA transcription. The transcript has 10 exons. Gene Ontology annotation, molecular function: RNA polymerase II general transcription initiation factor activity. The coding region runs from base 88 to 1539 and encodes 483 amino acids. NCBI's taxonomy places the organism in Eukaryota, Metazoa, Mollusca, Bivalvia, Ostreida, Ostreidae.
GUUAAUCAUCGUCAUGAAGAGAAGACGACUUUGCUUGUAGAAUUCAUCAAAUACCCAACUUUUAAUGUGAAUUGGCAAUUCAACAAAAUGGAUGAUAUUCAAGAGUGUGUUAUCAGUGAACCUCAAGUUGACCUGUCAAGUGAAGGGAUGAAGGGAACCAAGCCUAAAAGGGGACGUGGAAGGCCAAAAAAUUCAAAGAACAAACCCCAACCCAAUUAUGAUCCUCAAAACUCAUCUCGUAAUCAGUUCCCAAGAUCUUGCAGAGCAAGACAGCCAAAAGCAAAGGAAGCAUUUCAACCACUCAACCUGACUUGGAAAGUAAAGGAAAAAAGGCUGCUGCUAAGAGCUCUAAAAAGUCACUCCCCAUCAGACAUGGAAGCUUUACACCAUGUUGUGAAAACCAAAACCAAAGAAGAGAUAGAAAUUUUCAUAAAUAAGAUGAAAAAAGGUGCAAUCAGGAAAAUAAAAGCCAGCAGAGGUCCAAAGGCUCCUAUAGAGCACUGGCUCACUUUACUAAGUGAUUUGACAAGUCAGGAGAAGAAAGACUACACAGUGAACUUGGGCAAGGUGGUGUCCAUCAUAGCAAACCUAGAAGAAUUUCCACAGCCUGGACCCAGUACACCAGACUAUAAAGCCAUCUACAAGUAUAUUUCCAGCAUGUUGUCAGAGAGUGAACUCCCUGAAUUAGGAAAGCUAGAGGCAGCAGUAAUUCUGGAUCUUCUGCAUGGUCUGGUAGAUUUUUUAAGAUCACACAAUACAACCAAACAGAGAGAGAUUAUGCAGUGGAAGUAUGGGCUACUAGCAGGAAAAGUAAACAUGAAUGAUCCCCUCUCAGCACUCAUUAAAGCCAGGAAAGCCAUUGAGAAUGAUUUUUCUGAUUUCACAUCUGGGAAUGCAGGAAGUAAUUCCCAGUCCUCUCAGGCUCAAUCAUCAGUUGACCAAACAAAUGUAUCUGUCAACCAACCAGGAUCUUCAAGACAUUCUUCACAUCAGUCAUCUAGUCAGAACAAUUCUGGUAGUGGUCAGUCAAAGUCCACAACAAAUUCAAUGUCAAGUGCAGCUGGAAGCAGAACUAACAAAUCAGAAAAUCCAAAAAGAGGCAGAAAGCCAGAAAGAAAGAGAACAGCAGCAUCUGAGAGUACCUGUCCCAAAAAACCCACACUAUUCACAAUGAAUCCAUUGUGUAUCCCUGUCAAUGUCAUCAAGAUGACACCAAUUAUCAAUGUGACAAAUAAACAACUAAACAAUGUAGACAAUCGCAAGCUACCCAACACACAAAGGCUGGUGGCACAGCAGAACUCAGUAGUGAUGUAUCACAUACAGAAGAAAAAUAUUAGUCCCCAUCCCACCCACCCAAUUCACCAGCAACAGCUACUCCCUGUUCAGUCAGGGCAGGGCCAGCAAAUUGUUCAGAAAAAUGUAGUGUAUGUGUGUGAACCACAUCCGAAUACUGUGAUUGUAAACCGAGAGGCCCCUGUAAGAAGGGGAGGAACUCCAAAAUCAAUAGUGGAAAAGGGAAUAAAGACAAAGAAGAAGUGAACUAACCCAGAAACAAAAUUCGAAAGAAAACAUGGCAUUUACUUUACCCCUGUUAGUGAAAAGUUGUGAUAAUUGUCUUCUCAGAGUUACCAAAAUGUUUGUUUGUGAAACUACAUGUAGAAACUUUCUAACAUAGUAAAGAUUCAAGUUAGUUCAAAUCAUGCCCCCUUGGGGUAGUGUGGGACCACAAAUAAAGGGUAAAAUUUGAAAUGGGAAAUAAAGAAAAAAAUAAAAGUAUCUUUUUUCAAGAACAGCUAGGCCCUGAUUUGUUGUAUUGAUAAGGAAGCAUCAUCAGCUAGUGCAGAUUUAAAUUUCUUCAAGUUAUGGCUGCCAUGUUAGUCACAUACACAUACAUAUUCAGAAGUCCCAUGUACUGUUAAUUUGAUGUAAGCAAAUUAAGGGAUGUGUAUUAGAUGUAAACAUGGCAAAAAAAUUAUUAUCAUCUUAACAAAAAGUGAGAUUUAAGGCAUGCGUAAAUUUUCCUUAAAAUCAAAGUAAAAGAAGCUUUACCAGAAGAUUUUUUUUCAGAAUUUUCUCAAAAUAGAAAGAAUUGACCAAAUUGAUUUGAUUUGAUUUAACAAAGAACCCUAUAAGCAAAACAUCAUUUUCAUUAAGAAAUUUUUAAAAAGAUUAUUUUGGAAAAAGUAUUUGGUAAAGAGAUCUAUGAAAAUAUUCUUUAAGUUUAUAAUUUAAUGUUUAGGUCACCAUGGAAAUUUUAGAGAAUUUGUUUUACAGGCUUUUUCAAGGGAGAUAACUUAUAAUUAACACUGAAUGUUGAUUAAAGGGUUUUGUCCAUAUAUUUUAUUUAGUUCAGGGUGUUUGAGAUAACCUGAGUCACUCAGGUGUCAUAUUGCUAUUUUUUUUUGUCUGUCAUUGAUAUUUAUCCAUUAACAUCUGAAAUGUGUUAGCUGGUCAGGAACCACUGAACCAAAUUAAACAAAUUUGGCAUAUUGAUCAUUUAAUGAAAAUGCAUUAAUUCUUUGAAAAUCCUCUUCUCUGCUCUUGAGCAUUUAGCAGAGAAACUAUGUGCAUGGUUUUGAUGAAAAAGUGUGCUUCUUUUGAAAUUGUGAAAUCCAUGUCCCCUUAGACAGGGGUUCUGGAGUUAGAGUGGGGCUCAAUUUUAGAGAAGUUAUUCCCUUUUGUUAUUCACUUAUAUUGGAUCAAUUAAAUUAUAAUUCUUU